AUAAUUGUUGGCAUUACCUCAGUAUGGAUAUAUAGCAUGGAGUGUGUGUUAAAAUCCUACUUAUCAUAGUAAAAAAAUAUGAUUAGGUACGGCAAUGCCAAUAACAAUGGUGGAUAGUCCUAGCCUACUGGGCUUUCUCGUGAAAGUGGUUAUGCUGUAAGAGUGGGAUGUGAAUAGCUAAUACACCAACGAUCAGCUGAUCGCAGCGUGACCUUCGCCUUCCCAACCAGCGGUAUCUAGGCCUAGCUCAUACAAAUCUAGAUAAUAUUUACAAACGCGGGUACGUGAAAUAUACAGAUGGAACUGUGUCGGGUUACAUUUACUGUCUAUGUUUUUGUAACUAUUUCACUUGAUACGUUGACAAUCAGCUGACACGCGGUGAAAGAUUAGAGAAAAGUUCACCCGACGCCUACUUAACAGCUAACCUGAACGUCUGGAUAAAGAUUAUUAACUGUAUAUAAAUCAACUUACACAGUGAAAACCUUCAUUUUAGAUCACGAUGAGUGAUCAUAUGGAUGUCCAGAAACCUCUAAACGCUCACGGGAACGGCAUGGAAAACGGAAGUCAUCAUGCUGCUAAGAAGAACAGUAGCCAGACUAUGGGUGGUGAAUUCGUUCACCCUGAUGGAGGUUGGGGAUGGGUGGUGUGCUUCACAUCCAUGCUCACCAAUGGUACUGUGUUCGGAGUCAUCAAUACAUUUGGAAUCAUAUAUGUAGUGAUGCUGGAUGAAUAUGCAGAUGGAGACCCUAAUAUUUCUUUGAAAACAUCCUUUGUUGGUUCCGUGUGUACUGGCGUGACAUUUUUGAUGUGCAUUGUAUCCAGUAUUCUAAGUGACAGAAUCGGAAUUCGACCUAUCGCUGUGAUAGGUGCAGUGUUGGGAAUGACGGGCCUAAUUAUCAGCGCCUUUGUGACGGAACUAGAGAUUCUUUAUUUAUCCUACGGAGUUUGCCUUGGCAUUGGCGCAGCAUUCUCAUAUUCUCCAUCUUUGGUGAUCCUCGGACAUUAUUUCAAAAAACACAUGGGACUUGUGAACGGCAUGGUGGCGUUCGGUAGUGCCUUAUUCACCAUAGCUUUGUCGCUUGGUCUUCCAAAAAUGUUAGAAGCAUUGAAAAUCAGAUAUACAUUUCUUGUCCUCGCAGGCUGCUACUUCAUCCUCAUCCUUGGUGCUCUGACUUGGAAACCAUUAAUUAAAAAAGACAAUCUUGCAGCAAUGGCUUUAUCAACAGAAAGUGUGUAUGAACACUGCAAUGAUUGUUGUACAUGGACACGAAAGUUUUUAAAUGUCAGAAUAUUUCGGAACAAGGCAUACGUUGUGUGGUGCCUUUCUCUUGGUGUUGCGCUAAUAGGCUACUUUGUACCUUUUGUACAUUUGGUAAAACAUACAAGAGAUCGGUUUCCUGGCACAGAUGGCAAUUUGCUGAUAACUUUUUUACAAAUAACGUCUGGAAUUGGACGGUUAGUGUUUGGCAAAGUUGCUGAUUUUCCCUUUGUCAACCGCAUUUACCUUCAACAGGCAUCUUUUCUUAUCAUGGGUGUGGUAACUGUAUGUAUUCCUCUUUCCGGUAGCUAUGGAGGACUUGUUGCUAUAAGCCUAAUAUUUGGGCUUUGUGACGGAAUUUUCGUUUGCUUGCUUGGGCCAAUUGCCUUCGACAUCGUUGGACAUAGAGAAGCAUCACAAGCAAUAGGCUUUUUACUAGGCAUCUUUGCUGUACCUUUUGUAGUUGGACCACCAACAGCUGGGGUGAUAUACGAUACAAUGCACUCCUAUGACCUUGCAUUCUACAUUGCUGGAGGAACGCCAAUAUUAGGUUCGCUGCUUAUGUUCCUAAUUCCAAAAGUGAAACAGAAUUAUCCGGGUGCCACAGAAGCAGAAAAUUUUGCAUCAAUUUCAAUGUUGGAUCUUCGUGAGAGAGUUUCGCCAAGAGUAGAUAUUGAAAGAUACAGUAGUGCCUGUACAAAGACGGGACCGUCUACAACUGAACUUCAGAUUGUCAAUGCAGACGACAUCGUCUUCAAAAAUGGCCAUAUCAUAGCUGAUGAUAUAGAUGUUACGCUCAAGGUUGAAAAGUUUGAAAGAACGACUAGUUACACUUCAGAAGAAGCAAACUUAUUGUCGGAUGAUAGAGCUGAUGUUAAUGAAAAUAAGUCUUACAUCAAAAGUAAUCUGCAAAACAACGAUAACAAAGUCGAUCCAAGGACCGGUGAUCGGUCUUCAGAUUUCAAUGAUGGUGAAGAAGUAGCAAGCACACACGAUGAGACAUUAGACAUUAACACCUGCGAACAAAGUUACGAAGCAGAUACUCUGCUUAAAGAGGUGAAUGAAUGCUUAAAUGAAAGGCAGUCGACAAUAUCGGAAGUUUAACUUUUUAAAAUUGCUUUUACAGAAUUACUCAAUUUUUAAAUCACCUGAGACAAAGUGGCAUUGUGACCUAGUGCAAUCACCUUCAUCCGGCGUCGUGCGUCCGUAAACAAUUUAACAUUUUUUCUUUUCUAAAACCCUUGAUCCGAUUUCAAUGAAUUUUACAGAAACCUUCCCUGAACAAAAAAUGUGAAUUAUACAGUCCCUUCUCCACAGGAGCCUAAGGGGCUGGGCCAAAAUGAGUCAAAUUGGCCCAAAUUCAAAAACCUUCUUCUCAAGACCCAGGUAUGUUAGAAAGAAUCAAAUACUCUUCAUGAGUGGAAGCAUCUUAGGGUGCUUUACCAAAAUUGUGAAUAUCAUGGCACCAGGUUGGGAGGGGGUAACGUUUACUAUAGUUUAUAUAGGAAAACUAGAUUUUUGAGCAUAAUUUGUUUAAUUUUCAUUAGAAAUAUAUCAAACUUGCUUAGAAUUUUGAGUGAAGGAUGACGGCUUAAUGAUAUGCCCAUAUUGAUCCUGAUUGACCUCCAGGGGCCCGGAAUUGAACCAUCUUAAGGAGGAAUUUUUUUUAGACUUAUUGUAAUUUUCAUAGAAUAGAAUGCAUUUCUGAGCAUAACGUUGGUUAUUUCAGUGUCACAAUUCCUGUUUCAUAACACUUGAUAACUAUCCUUUAAUGUUUAUAUUCAAUAUUGCUUAUCUCAAGUGACCGUCAAGGCCGCUAGGCCUCUUGUUUAAUAUAAAAUCGUAAUUCUAAUCUCAAUGUUCCAGCAUGUAAGAACGAUGAUUACGCACAUAUUUCAUCCGUUUCAACUCUUAAUAUUUCCAAAAUCAUUGAAUUUCAUAUUUUGUGCAAUAGUUUAUAAACGAUGGAGCAAUUUAUUCUACAAUUUAAUACCCAAAACAAAGAGUCAAAUUUAUCCCACUGUGUCCAAAUAUUUCAUAAAAUGUUGACAUGUGCUUCGAAUACAUUGUCAUUAUAAUUUAGUGUAAAACUUGCCCCAAGGCAGGUGAAGAGGGUCUGGUCAGUGUACAGGGAUAAGGCUUACUGAUAUUUUAUCUUUGACAAAGUUUGAUAACUAGCCAUAACUUAUUUUGCCAUUCUUACAAUGAUUGUACGAAAGACAACGCUCAAGUGGAGAGCAUCAUUUUAAGAUUAUUGAACUCCAUCAACCUCAAUUAUCUUUUUUUUAUAUUUUGCUGAAUGUUUGAUUAUACUAUCACAUAGGUGUUCACUUAUAUUCUAUACAUGAUGGGCAUUAAUCAUUAGAUUAAAUCGUAAAAUGCUCACAACAACUGAUUUAGAACAAUAUCUAUUUCUAAAUAAAAGAAUAUGAGUGUUCAUUUUGCCUAGUUUCACCGCAUUUAGGUUUAUGACCAAGCUUCUUGGUAACUGUUCAUUUUUAGUCAGUUUGAAGUUUAAUUUUUCAAAAUUGUAUGUUCAACAAAGAUUCCAGGUUCUAAUUGAUAUAAAGGUAAUUUAACUUCAUUUUUUCGUGAUACAGUACAGUAGAUCCGUUUUAUUGCCUUCCAAUGUGCAUUGUUUCAAUAUGCUUGUUUAAGAAGAAUGGUGCAUUUUCAUUACAACAAAACUAUGGUAAUUGUGACAUAGGAAAAAGAAUCACUGUCGAAUCUGCAUCGUCACAAAUUUAUUUUUUCCUCUUUUAUGCAUAACGAACGAUUGCUGUGGUAUCAUUCUAAUAUUGCUGGUGUGUGUAUGAGGUCAAAUACUGCUCUCCAGUCGAAUCUUACAACGAAAUCCGUCUCAUAGUUAUUCGACACACCACUGUUGUGGUAACAGCGGAAUACAUUACUUGGUUAUGACGAGACUAUCGAUUUUGUAUAUUCCGAUAUAUUGCUCUGAUUUGCAGUCAAGAUAUAUAUAUUUGUCUCACAAUAUUGUUGUUUUAGUUAUUUUGUAUGCGGAUACAUAAGCAAUGUUGCGUUUGCCAUCAUAAUGCUGAUCAAGAAAUCAUAGAUAUUUGGUUAGACUUUAUUCCAUUAUUGCUUUCCCUCGUUGCAGAAUAAAAAAAACAAAGUUGUUUUUUCAUAUUCACAAUUCUGUUAUGGGUAUGAUGUUUUGAAAGCAUCACUUACGUUAUCAGAUGGUAAACUUUCUGUUUACUCCUUUCUUGUUGCUUCAGUUAAUUGAAUAAGAGUGGUUGUAAAAUAUAGCAUAGAAGAUGUGAAGACAGCGCACAACCACAAUGAAAACAAUUUCAUUUGAACAUAAAAAGAAAUUAUAUUGUUUGAAAGAAAAAGAUUAAAUUUAAUAAUUUCUCUAAGAUUGUGAUACAAUUCGUAGAUUUAAUUUGAUGUUAUAACAUUCUGUUAUUGAUAUUAGUUUGGAAUUGUGAAAUGUGUUUCAGUUGCAAUAUUAGGAUUCAUGUAAUAAAUAAAUUGUGUUGAUAUACACACACCUUAGUCAACCAUUGGGCAUAUUGUUAUAAAAUGACGAGUUUGCUUUAUACAUGUGUAUACUUAUGUUUAUUAUCAUAUGUUCUUAAGUUUAACAAAGUUUAGCGUUUUAUAUGAUAAAAUCAAUUCUAUAGUCCCAGUUUCGUGAUAUUUUUCUUAAGUAAAUAAAUUAUUCAUAUUAUAUCAACAUUAUAUACAAAUUUUAUUUUGCAUUCGUUUCAGACUUAUAUUUCAGGUUUGAAAUAUAUUGUCAUGUUAGGAUAUUUUAUGGUAGAGAUCAUUAACAGACGUCGACAUCUGGGUUUUCCAGCUGAUGUAUGUGUAUGUCAAUGUCUGUCUGUGACUAUGAAUUUAGCAGUCGGUUGAUGUUCAUGGACAUGUUUUGAAUAUCCAGAAAUGUGUCUUUGUGAUUAAGUAACCAAAAUAAACAUCAGGAGAGAAUGUUCUCUCUAUCUGAUAUCCAUAUACACUUAAACGUUCAGUUGCCUACCAACAUGCUUUCCUUGAUUAAUUGAUAAACGCAUAUAAUGAAUGAAAUAAUUAAUUUGCAUGUAGUUUUCCAUUGGUGUGUUCAGAACAUUUUUACCAUUUUAUCAUUGGUUGCUUAAAUUUUGCUUUUUCAUUUCUAUUAUUAUGACUUUCACAUUGGACUGCAUGUAAUUGUUAAGGUUGUAAGCUGGUAUUAUGGUAUAUCUUGGAAGAUUGUAUAUAAGACACAAAUAGAUGAUACACCUUACAUGAUAAAGUCAGUAUUAGACACAUUAUAUACAUAGGCGGUGGAGGCAAAUCAAAAUUGGUCAAAUCAAUAUCAAGUUAUAUAGAUGAAAAGGUGUCCUAUUCUCGUGAUAUAUUUCAAUAUUUGGGUUUUCAUAAAAAGUAGGAAUAUCUGUAUAUAGUGAACCAUACCACAGUUGAUAUGAAUAAAAGUUGAAACGUAACAUGCAGGUUUAAGGCAAACAUCGGGAACUAAUAAAAAUCAGCAGCAGUCCCCCCUGAAAAUUACAAAAACAAAAAAAAAAAAAAAAAAAACUGAAAAAAACACGCAAGUGAAUGGCAUCUGCCGGUACAAUUUUAGUAUUAGAUGCAUUAUGUGCCAAAUAAUGAACUAAACAAUCUUGUCCAGCUUUUUCGUCCUUUUAGGACUCGUAAGAGAUGAAAGGUGUAUGGUUAGAAUACAUAUAUGUAUGUAAUAUUGAGAAAUUUACUCAUCUGCACAUGUUUAUGCUUAUGAAUAAGCAAUUCAUUUGGAUGCUCCUCUGGAGAUUGGCAACAAUGAGUCACAAAUUGCUUGUUCUCAAACACUUCACUAUUAUCAUGGAGACUAUAAAUCAUGUUUGUAAAACAUAAUGGUUCCUUUUAAAAGGGAGUAGAGAUUACGUGUGUAUGUGUUCAUUUCAAAUAUAGAGUGUGAUAUAAUCAGAUGCUUUUGUUUUAAAUGUUUUAUAAGUUUACCUGUCAGGUAGUGAUUUGCGAAAUGAUAUUAAUAAUAAUUAUUUGAUACUGUGUGAUAACAGAUUUAUUUUUGUUAAUAUCUGAGUUGCCAAUCAGUGUGCAAAUACAAUUUGAAUAGCUGUGUGUUGAUUUUGUUCAUGAUAACACAAUGUUUUGCUACAAUUUGAAUAGCUGUGUGUUGAUUUUGUUCAUGAUAACACAAUGUUUUGCUACAAUUUGAAUAGCUGUGUGUUGAUUUUGUUCAUGAUAACACAAUGUUUUGCUAACAGAAUUUUCUGAAGAAACUAUCUUUUUAUGACUUCAGUUUUUUUGUUUGUAGCCGUCCGUCAACAAAUCAACUUCUGUAAAUGAAAUGUGCUUUAAACUUUCAAGGAUAAAUACAACCUUAUAAUGACAAACAUCCGCUCCACACGUUGGACAUUGAUAUUAUAAAUGGCAAUAAUAUAUCAUUAGGCUGGAUUAAUUGAUCAGGUUCAUUUUGAUGUGACAAUGAUACUCAGAUGAUCUAAUUAUCAUGUAUUGAAAAUAUUGUAAGGCAGAUAUUUCCAAUAGAAAACAUAGCUAUUGUUUUGGGUUUUAAUAAAUAUGCAAGUAAUAUAGAUUAUGGUCUCCCUGUAAGAAAAAGCAAAAUUGAUAUCCAAUGUUUAUUUAUACUGUACUUAUUUUUAAAAAGUUCAUUCCCUAAAAGUGCAUAUUUGACAAGAUUUGAAAUUUUGGUUUGAGUCAGAUUAUUGUAACAAGACGAGACAUCUGUUACAUUUUGAAAUUAGAUAUACGCACUAAACUGAGACUGAUACUUAACUUAUUGUUUUACUUGAAAGUUUGUUACAAAUUUUGUUACUGAUAUAAGUUGUCUUGUAAUUUCAUUGGUAAAUUGUUAGUUGAAUAAAACAGAUGGAAAUAUUU
This is a messenger RNA of Ylistrum balloti, 7129 nucleotides long. Its product is annotated as monocarboxylate transporter 10-like. The record is from RefSeq and is a predicted model, not a curated record. The coding region runs from base 500 to 2362 and encodes 620 amino acids. Lineage: Eukaryota; Metazoa; Mollusca; Bivalvia; Pectinida; Pectinidae. Gene Ontology annotation, biological process: transmembrane transport. The transcript is spliced from 7 exons. Gene Ontology annotation, molecular function: monocarboxylic acid transmembrane transporter activity.